Messenger RNA from Coffea eugenioides, 2845 nucleotides. RefSeq names its product interactor of constitutive active ROPs 3. The record is from RefSeq and is a predicted model, not a curated record. The transcript has 2 exons. Lineage: Eukaryota; Viridiplantae; Streptophyta; Magnoliopsida; Gentianales; Rubiaceae. Bases 720 to 2720 code for a protein of 666 amino acids.
AUAAUGGGACUCAAUUUUCAAUUAUGUAAUCAUGUACUAAGUAGUGAAAGGAAUUUGCAUUAUCUCUUCUAUUUACUAUUCUACUUUGAAGUUAGCUGCACCAACAAAAAUGAGACACUGAUUUUGGUUCUUUCCAACUCAUCUUGCAGUCUUUUUGGUGCACUGCACAUGCAACUAUCCAAUGAGCUUUUGCUAUUUCCCUUGGAUUAACUGUAUUUGAGCAUUAGUGCUGCAAUUCUCUAUCAGACAUUUACAUUCCGUACCUAAAAUUGCAUUUGUCACUACCAUUGUUCAGCUCCUGUUUUCAAAUUCUCAUCAAAUCACGAAACUUCAGGGUGCAGAUAAUGAAUGUUGUGGACAAUUCACCUCUAGAUACAGAAAAUCUAUAUAUUUACUAAGAUGCCAACUAGAACUUUCUUUUUUGCUGCAAUUUGCUUCUCAUCUUAUAACUCACCUACCAUGUUUUCUCAUUUAAUUAUUUUUGAAAAGUUUCUAGUCAUAUGCCAUUGAGAAUAUCAUUAGUUUUGGACUUGCCAGUUGAAGGAACUGCUGUGGAAGAUGUCCAAUUGCAUCUAUUUACUACCUCAUCUGAAAGCUAAAAGCAGUUACAGAUGAGAAUUCUUUAAGAACUCGUACACUCUUAACAACCUGGAAGAAUAUCAUGUUACUAUAAAGACUUCAUCUCCUAUUUUGCUCUGUUCUGCAAAAGAAUAGGUUUCAUGCAUAUAAAGAUACCUGAUUUGGUAAAUCUGAUAGUUAUUAAUCUCACUAUUGUUAUCUGGCUACCAUUCAGGAACGCUACAGGUGAAACACCUCAAAAGAUCUCCCCUCGUGUUGUUUCCUCUGAAGUGGCUUCAAAGCCAUCUCCUCGUUCUGUUUCUUCAGAUGUGCCCCUAAAGCUCUCUCCUCGAGUUGUUCGCCAACUUAAGACAGCUAGCCUGGAUUCUGAUUCUGCUACAUCUUCUUGCCGAGCAAGUAGGACACCAAAAGAUAGAAGCUGUAAAGUAGCUGAGAGAAAAUCACCCCGAAGCCCAGUGCCUGAGUUGCAGAAGAAGCAUCCAAGUAGGGUUGCUGAGCUGGAAUUUCAGAUUUCUCAACUUCAGAAUGACCUAAAGAGAGUGAAGGAUCAGCUAAUUUCCUCGGAAGCAUGGAAGAAGCAAGCUGAGCAAGAUGCUGAAGAAUCAAAGAAGCAGCUCUUAGAAAUGUCUUUAAAGCUCGAAAAGUCACGGGAACAAGUUUUAAAGAAGUCUGGUUCUGAGGAAGCACUUUUAAUUCAGCCCCAGAAGAUCACUGAAGAUCAGGAUUCGCUAUUGCAGUCUCAGCUUGAGGCUAUAAAGAAGCAGCACUCACUUGACUCAGCUGCAUUGGCAUCUGCCGUGAAUGAGAUUAAGGAACUCAAGAUCCAGCUAGAAUCUGUAGCUGAAUCUGAGGCUGCCCGGACGAAGCACGCAGAACUGUCACAAAUUGAGCUUAAUAGCUUGAAGCAAAACCUGACAGAAACUCUUGCUGUCAUGGAAGACAUGAAAAAUGAGCUAAAAGACUGCAAAGAAUCAGAAGCUCAGGCUCGAGUACUUGUAGGUGAGACACUGAUGCAAUUGGAAACAGCGAAAAGGACCGUUGAGUGCCUCAGGUCUGACGGUGUUAAAGCUGUUGAGGCAUUUGAUUCAAUAGCUUCAGAAUUGGAGCAGUCAAGGGCUCGUGUAAACUUGUUGGAGGGGAUUGUCAGUGAACUGAAAGCUGACACCAAAAUUGUAGAUGGUUAUGGUUCCCAAACUGCAGGUGAUCAGGAAAUCACAUUUGGGACUGAAGAAAAAGCAAACCUUGGGAACUCAAAUGAAGCAGAACUAAAUUCUCUUAAAUCUGAAGUGGAACAACUAAAGUCUGCUCUAGAAGCAUCUGAGAUCCGAUACAGUGAAGAGCAAAGUCGAAAUGCUGCAGAGAUCAAAAGUGCUUAUAAAUUGGUUGAACAAAUUAAAUCUUCCUCCAUUGACAAAGAGGCUGAACUUGAAGCGGAGCUCCAGAAAACAAUAGCUGAAGUUGAAGAGUUGAAGGCAGAUCUUAUGGAUAAAGAAACUGAAUUGCAGGGUAUUUGUCAGGAGAAUGAGGAUCUGAAUCUGAGGCUAGAGAACUUCCUGUCUAGCCGCACUAGUUAUGAACUUGAAAAGGAGAUCCAGAAAGCAAUGGAAAGUAUUGAACACUUGAAGGCAAAUUUGAUGGAUAAAGAGACAGAACUGCAAAACAUUGUCGAAGAAAACGAAAUGUUGAAGACAGAGAUCAAGAAAAAGGAAAUUAACAAGGGGAAAGUGAAUGAUGAAAUUGUUGACGAACUUGAAUCUGCAAGAGCUGCAGAGCGUGAGGCUCUGAUGAAGCUGGGGUAUAUGACGGAGGAAGUCGACAAGAGUAACAGGAAGGUAGCACGAGUGUCUGAACAGCUGGAGGCAGCUCAAACUGCGAAUUCAGAGAUGGAAGCUGAGUUGAGAAGGUUCAAAGUGCAGUCUGACCAGUGGAGGAAGGCUGCAGAAGCAGCUGCUGCCAUGCUUUCAUCAGGAAACAACGGGAAGUUCAUGGACCGAACAGGAUCGAUGGACAGUAAGUAUAGUCCGAGGUCGGGGAGGAUUUCUUCACCUUAUUCUGAUGAUGGGGAUGAUGAUUUGCUGAAGAGGAAAAGUCCAAACAUGCUCAAGAAAAUUGGUGUCCUGUGGAGGAAGCCUCAGAAAUAGCAGCAUUGCGGGGCGUUUCUUGUUAACAAGUACUAGGAAUUGAAGCAGUAGCAUCUUUUGUAGUCUUGUUUGAACUAAUGUACGACCUAAAUUAGAUGAAAAAUCGAUUUCUUGACUCCAUGGAA